This is a messenger RNA of Scaptodrosophila lebanonensis, 6613 nucleotides long. RefSeq names its product serine-rich adhesin for platelets. The coding region runs from base 373 to 4446 and encodes 1357 amino acids. Lineage: Eukaryota; Metazoa; Arthropoda; Insecta; Diptera; Drosophilidae. The record is from RefSeq and is a predicted model, not a curated record. The transcript is spliced from 6 exons.
UCUGAUUGGCACAACAAACCGAAGAAGUUUGCAAUUCCUGUAGCGCUUUAAUUUUCUCGCUUUGUUUAGCAAGCAGAUAAGAAAGAAACGCGUGCAGGAAUUUGCCUACGAAACGAAUUGUUCCACGCACAAUACGCAGCAAGGUUUUAGCGUAGCUGCCAAAAAGGUAGCAGAAAAAGUAGUCGAGAAAAUGGAGCGACAUUGCAGAAACGACAUUUAGGCAUGACGUUCACUAAUUAACUAAUUAAAAAGAGAAAAGCGGCACACAAACAACAACAAAAAAGGUGUAACAUAACACAAAAAUAGCUACAACCAACAAACUAGGAGUCGACUGCCACAAGCUGCUUUCUGCUGCUGCUGCCUCCGCCUAAUAUGACAUCAUACGCAAAUGACACAAGCACCACAGCAGCAGCAACUCCAACAAAUACAAAUACAACAGCAGCACCAGCAGAAAUAACAACAACAAACUCAUCGGCAUCGACGCCAGCAGCAACAAUUGCUGCAGGUGGUGCAAACAUUACUUCACUGAGCCCGAGCCCUGCAACAGUCAACCGCAAAUAUAACAAACAAAUGUCCAAUCAGCAGAGUCCGUCCAGAUACGACGACGACGAUAGCUCCGAUGGACGCGAGAAGAUCGACACAACGCCGGAGAACAUUAAGAAGAUAGCCGAUAUAAUCGGUGAUAAGGCAAUUGUAAUGCCAAACUCACCACAUGCCGCCCCCGCCAGCCGUCUCGCCCAUGCCAACAAUACGCAUCACAAUGCCAGCCUUGUCGGACUCGGAGCUGCCAUCGAUGAGUCAAACGUCAAGUUUUGUCUUGGCAAGCCACCGCCGUUGCCGGCCGAAAAAGUAGCUCUGAGCGCUCCGAGUCCCGGUCACAGUAGCAGCAACAAUAGCGAUCACAAUGUGGAACAUAGUGAAAAGUCAAGCAACAGCAACAGCAACAAUAAAGAUGAUCGGGGGCAAGAUGAGGACGAAUCCAUAGGAUCGAGCACAACGACGACAACAAAACAAUCUCUGGCCUUUACGAUUGAUAAUUUCGAUACUAAGGAUACGGCCGAUGCAGCAACGCAGGCGGCGCGAUAUAAGAGCAUGAUGGAGCGUUUCCAGAAUCGGCACAAACGUGGCGCUUCCAUGUCAAAGCUGGAGAGCGAGGGAGGGACAUCAUCAACUGGUCGCCACUCCCAGCGCAGCAGCAUAGAUGCCAGCAGUAGUAUCGCAGAUGAUGGAUCUGUUGCAGCCACACCUACCGAAGUGCGGCAAUCGUCAACGACGACUUCGUCAGCACAGGUAAAGCUGCGCGAUCGCAGUGCCUCGCGUGUUCGUGACGCCUCCAAGCGUCACAGCUGGUCGCCGCGCAGCUCCAGCAGUGCUGCCAACAAUGUAACUGACUCAACACCAACGCCAACAGCGGCUCCCAGACGCUCUGCCAAAACAAAGCUGCUACCGCCGCCGGCUACUGCAAAAGGCGCUGCCAAUACGCUGGCGAAUCGCACGCAAUUCACGCCACGCUCCACUGCAAUGCAAUUGGCGCUGCAACAGGUGGAUCUAAUUUGCCCCCCGUUGGCAGACGUUAAGCGGCACAACGACGAAAUGGAGGCAGACGCAGUGAGCGAUGCGGGCACCUACACGCUCGAUGGCGAUAACUACACGGAGGAGCAAAAGGAUCUCAUGAACAUCGAUCGGAAUGCGGCGAAGGCCGCCAAACAGCGUCCCAAACAGCUCGCGGUCAAAUCGUCCUCCGCGGCACUAACGAAUCGGGGCAGUAAUGUCCUCGAGGUGAACUAUUACCAUGAGACGCCGUUGCAGGAACAAAAGUCGCAGCCAGGCACCAAGGCCAACAAACUGGAUGAUGAGCUUAUGCUGGGCUCACAUCCAAGCGCCGGGGCCUACUUCGAGCAAGUGAAGUCACGUGUGUUGCGCAACAUGUGCCCGAAGGAUCAGCAACAAGCGCUUCAACCACCGCACACGCCCGAUGCCGAUGUCGGUUGCUUUACGAGUGUCACGACCAGCGGUGUGCUGGCUAAGCAACGCGCCCUGGACACACAUCCUAAGCUGAUACGACACACCCACAGCCUGUCCACAUCGCAAAUCGACAGCUCCGAGUAUGUGACCAACGAGGCAAAGAUACGGCAUGCCCAGGCCCUGGCGGGCACGGCCACCGAUCACCAGAAGGCAGAGUAUCGCCUUAAUGUGUUCACUACCUCCACGCAUCAGCGCACACCCCAGGAGUCGAAGUAUGCGGCGACACGUCAGCUGUUGGCCACACCGCCAGAAACACCCACCACGCCCACAGCGCCGUCACUGCACGGCAAGGAGCUGUCGGAUACGGCACUGCUGCAAACGGCACAGACAAAACAGGACUGGAUUCAGGAAUGGGCGCGCAAUGCGCGAGCCCGAAGCCUGGCGCAAGAUGUGAGCAGCAGUCGGCGCAAACAGCAGGCAGCACAAAAUGAGCUAAUGACGCGCAGCUACAAUUGCUCGGACACGGGUGCCGAUUCUCUGACCGACGAUAGUCUUUAUAACCAACAACGCCAGUAUGCGAACAAGCUGAAUCGCACACUCGCCGAGCGUUAUCGCCUGCUUGGCGAUUGUGACUACGCCAGCGAUCCAGCGCUGUGCAGUCAUGGGGUUGGCCCGAACAAUGAUCAGCAGCCGCCAUACAAACCGCCCAAAAGUCCCAGCAAAAUUCCUUCACCGCUGCACACGCUGGGACGUGCGCGCAGUGCCAGCCGCUCGCGAGCUGCGAUCCCGCCCGAUGCCUAUCUGGAGCAGACGGCGGCCGCCAUCAGCAAUCUGCAGCAGUCGCUGUCGCGCAAGAGCUCCAUCAAAUCGCCGGCACACUCGGGCUCACAUUGCAGCCCCCAGCAUAGUCUGGAGGCGGGUGUCGGGUAUCGGCGCUCGCCCCUGCAUCGCUCAAAGGGCGGACGCUCUGCCCGCGAUUCGCUGAUGACCAGCAGCAUCAACGAGGCGCAGCUGCAGUUGCUAACUAGCGGUGACUAUCUGUUGAAGCAGAUGCGUCAGCGCAAGAACUCGCUGGAUGAUGUGGAGGUGAUGGAAUCUCCCGUUUCGCCCCUUAAGCAAACAUCGCGAGAGCCAGCCUCAGCUUCUGCCUCGUUGUCGCCGCUGCGUCGCUCGAGCUCCUUCUCGGCAGCGAAAAUCUUGGGCCAGCAUCAACAACAGCACCAACAUCAUCAGCAGCCGCCCAGGCAGGCGCGACCCAACUUCCAAAACCUGUACACGCCGCCAGCCGCCCGCCAUCAGCAGCAGUAUAGUACGCAGCUCAAAAAAUCCGCCAGCAGCAACAAUUUCGAUCAGGCCUACAGCGACUACGACAACGAACUGCAGUACUACAUCAACGAUGAGGAUGAAAUGGGGACCACCGGUGCCUACUAUUCCAGUGGCGAGGAGGAGGAGAAUGAAGCGGCUGCAACAACCGAGGCAGUGCCAUUGAGCAACACGAGAUUAAAUAAGGCCUUGCUCAUGCGGAUUGAACGCAGUAAACAACGCGUCGCCGGGGUUGCUCCGAACAUGAGUCACUCUCAAGUCAAGCCCAGCUCUGCGCCUGCGGGCAAGCUGAGUGCCGCACAAGCUGCAGCACAAGCCGCCGGCUUGGUGGCUUGUCCGAAUACUCCGGAGCUACCACGACGUGGUAUCAAAAGUGCACCGCGUGCCACGACCACUGGUGUGGGCGUCAAAAAUCGUCAGUCCAUGCCGCGCGAGGCAAGUCUAAGUCGUUUGGCCCAGCAGGUGCCCAGCUCGUUGGCCAGCGCCAAGAAGCAAUUGUUGCAGACGGCCAAUCAGCGGGUACAGCCAAAAUAUAUGGACAUCUCCAAGUACAAGUCAGCACAGUCCAACAACUUUCUGCGCAAGAACGAUGCCAAAAGCACGCUAAAGCCCACGGAACAGAUGAAGCGCAGUCCGAGUGCCUCAUCGAUGGGCCUAACCCGUGGCGAUGCGACAAGGGCCAGCAAUCGCAGUGUACGCUCCGCUGCCUCAGUUAUGAAUUCUAGCACCAAUUCAUUAGGCGGCUCCACUGCCAACCGUGCGUCGUCCGCAGUCCGUCGUGAUGCCUCUGUGAAUAAGCAAAAGGAGGCCGAGAUGGCCAUGUGGAAGCGUCGUUCCACCUACGAUCCUAUGAAAGCAGCGGCCGAAGAUCGUCGCAAGAAAGAAGAGGCAAGGAGAGCGCAGGCGCAACGCCAACUCGCUGAUAUGUCAGAUAUGCCGUUCGAAAGUGCUCCACAACGUCCGGCGAACAAUUUAACAAUCACCGGCAGCAUAAACUACAGUCCCAGAAACUCCGUGGAGCACGACGCCUGGACGCUUGGUGAAUCCUCCGAGUACGGUGAUUACGAUGAGGAGGAGGCCGACCAUUAUGUGGGCCAGGAGUCCGACGAUGUAUUCGAGGUGGAGUCGGCGGAGGCAUCGGACCAAGUUGCCGAUUAGGCACCACGUUUUUGCAUAUAUUUUCUAUAUAAACCAGCAACAGUGAUAUAUAAAACUAUCUAUAUAUUAAUAUAUAAACAAAUGUAUGUAUAACAUAUUGUAUGUCCUACUCUAGGCUAAAUGAGCGAGCGCAAUGCGAUAUAGGAAUUAACAAGUUUGGAUUAUUGAAGAUGUUGAAACCAGAGUGGAACAUUUUAAUGAUUUAUUUCUUAUAUAUUUUUUUAUUAUUUAGUUAUGAAUGAAUUACAUAAAUAUGUAUUUUUACCAGAGAACAUACAAACUAUAAUAUAAACUGAAGAAAAUUAAUUCAAGGUUGAAUGAAAUGCUGCCUAAAAAACGCCAUAAAUGAAAUAUGAUAUUUGUUUGAAAAAGGAAGAAGAAAAUCUGAUAAGUCGUUAAAAUAAAAGAACGCACAAAAAGCGAAAAGCUCCCAAACAUCUAUUAAUGAAUCCUAUUUUUAAAACUAACUGUGCAGACAGUUAAACCAAAUUUGUUUUUUUUUUUUUAAUAUUUGUUAAAUAGAUUCUUUUUUCUUUCUUCUUAUUUUUUAAAUAUUCAAUACUCAACUGAUUUAAUGCGAAUUCUUAAGAGACGAUCGGCUGGUCAAUAAAUGUUGAACAUAUUUUUCAUAUUUCUAAACUAAUAAUUGCAAAAAUUUUACAUUUUUAAGGGAAAGAAUUGCAAUGUCAAAAAGCAAUAAUAUAUUUACUAUGUGAAGAAAUUGGAAAUAAUUUCAAAAAUUUCAACGGUUUGAGCGUAAAAGUAUUUGCCUGUCUGACCAAGUACAAUACAACACGAACUUAUGUUUUCGAACGCAUUAACAAAUUAAACAACUUUAUUAUUUAGCAACUAAUUAAGCUGAGCUCCCACUAUCUUUAAAGCACAGAAAAUAUGUCUCAAAAUAUGCCAAAUAUAGAAGCCAUGCUAUUUGGUAUGUUAGGCUUUGUUUUCCCGAUCCAAUAUGUGCUUCAGAGUUAGUGAAAGCCUUUCAAUGGUUUAUAAACAAUAGCAAUAGUUCAAAUACUCUAUCAGACUGCAACAUGUGCUACGAAAAAAUUGCAUUGGUACUACUUACAUAAUUUAACUUCUCACAUCAACUGGAAUUGAAAGAAUGAUCAAGUAAACUGGAGUUCGUGUGGCCAACAUUUUCCCGUGCUAUGUCAAUAGAUGUAGUUCCGAAUAUUCCAAAAUAUCCCUCUUGGUUCGACUGUCUCUGGACUAUUAAGUAGUUUGGUAGCUAUUUAAAAAAUAAAUGAGCAGCUUAUUAACGAAUAAAUGCAAUAAACUAAUACAAAUUAUGAAUAAGUAACAAAUACAUACAUAGUUUUAUAUGCAAUACAAUUUAUAGAACUACUCAGACCUAUUCGUAAGUCAUAUAUAUACGUAUACUAUAGGUACAUACAUAUGUGGUAUUUGCUUUUAAAUAGCCCCAACAAAGUUUUUUAAUUACUUUUAAUGUUUAUGUACGGCUUUUAAUGCUUGAGAGCAAAAUCAAAGGAAUGAUAUUGUCGAGGAAAUAUUUCCAUUGCACAAAAUAUUUCAAUUAUGUAUCGUAUAUACAUAGGUACUAUCAGGAAAUGGUGUCGGUGUCAAUAUAUCUGCUGCUCGUUAUGAUUUUUGGUGGAGUUAAAUGUACAAAAGGAAACAAAAACCAUACGAUUGUUAAUACGACUUUAAAGUAUGGAUUAAAUUUUCAAAUUUUUAUAUUUUUCCGUCAACCUAUAAAGAGACAUAUUACCUUUGCUCUAAUAUCUGGUUGCUCUUAUAUAAAAUAUUCAGAUUGUGAUGGGCUUCAAGUCCCUUAAACAGCCCCUCUAAUCUCCCAGGGUCCCAAUACUUAGCUCUCGAUCAAUCAGAGUUUUAAAAAUGAUGAGAAAACGCUAAUCCACUUAAAAUUCUUACGAGCAGCAGAGUGGUUUUAAUAUAUUUUAAGCUGUAUUAUUUUAAAUUAUUUAGUCUUUGAAGCAACAUUUGCAAUAUAACAGAGAACCGUCAUUGAAAUUUCUAAAAUUUUAUAUACUUUGAGUAUUUGAGUCAACAACAAAAACGAACACUUUAAGUAAUAAGUUUAUUAUAAAACCUGUUUCUUGUUAUUUUAUUUGAAAAGUAUAUUUAGAAAAACAAGCAAGAUGAACGAAAAAAAUAAAGAAAUUUGAAAUCAAAUGAA